AAAACUCCUUUUUCAAUUUCAGUGCUACAAAAUGUGGUCUAUGCUUAUGUUCAACUGUCACCUGACCACUCACCCAAAACAUUUGAGAUGUUAAGCAAUAAUUUGUCGCCCUCCAGCCAGAAAUUUCUUUACAGUGGUCAUCUGCAUAACGACAAUGACCUCAACGGCAUAGACUUCCAAUUGAUGAGUGACGACAGCCGAGAUAGCGAAGCGGUUGACAACAGAGGCAACCAAAACAAUGACUACGAAUGGCAAAUAGGAAGUGAAAGAGAAGAAACGGAGAGGCAAAAAUACACAAAAAUUUACGAAAAAGAUGUAGAAACGACAACGGAAAAGGAAUAUCUAUCAAACCAAAUAGUGCAAAAGGAUGAAGAACGCUUUGUACAGCAUAACCAUAAAAGCAAAACAAGCAACAACAAUAAUAACAAUAGCAACAGCAGCAGCAGUAACGAUAACAGCAACAACAACAACAAUAACAGCAGCAAUAAAACCGCAACAAAAAGUAGUCCCGAAAAACAAAUAAACCUAGUGAAUGACAAAGAAACGAUGACAACAAAGUCGAAUGCGGGCGUGACGGACACACAACCGCAGAUGCGGGUCAAAAAUGAUUUGCACAAUGUUGGCGGCGGCACAAAUGAAACGAACACAAUUCGCUCGAAGGCAAUAUCAAAAACUACAUCGACAACUGCAACACAAAAUACAAAACCAGCAGCUCUAUCGCUUGCCGGACGCAACACAAUUGCCAGCAGCAGCAAUAGCGCCACAACAGUAACAAGCUCGAGGACGAGUGCCGCACAACCAUCAGCAAACACAAAACUGUUUCAGCAGCCGAAUGGCUUUCUCAAUCCAUUCGGACAAUUAGUCGCCUUCUUUGGCAACGAUCAAUUGCAUCUGCAGGAUUAUACUUUCUUUUUCAAUGCCGAGCGCCAUACAGUAUUCCAAUUGCACACCAACGACGACAACAACAACAACAACACUAAUCAGAUUGCUAACAACAAUGCUAUGCCAACGUCCUUAGUUUCAACAGUGACGGCCAAUGGUGGGCGUGUAUUGAACGUAGUUGCGGACUCUAUCGGUGCAGUGUUUGGUGUAAAUACGCCAACGACAGGCACAACAGCUGCUACGACCGACACAGUUGCUGCAGCUUCUACAGCAGCAGCCACCGCCUCCAACUCCGCCACUCCCUUGUCACCCCAGAUCAAAGUCGAAGAGGUGCAGCUAUACAAUGGGAAAUCUUUGCGGCAGUCACGUUUCAAUCCCUUCAAUCCAACGCGCAUUCUCAUACACGGUUGGCUUGGUGGCGCCAAUGCGGGCGUCUAUCAAACGCUCGUGCCGGCUUAUCUUCGUCAAGGCAGUGGCAAUUACAACGUCUUCACCGUGGAUUGGAGCCGAGGUGCUGUAGCAGACUACCUUACGGCUAGUUAUCGCGUCAAACCAGUUGGCAAAGUAUUGGCGAAAUUCAUCGAUUUCUUGCAACGUGAAGCGGGCAUACGCUAUGAGGAUUUGCAUGUGAUCGGCUUCAGUAUGGGCGCACACAUUGCGGGCAUCGCAGGAAAGCACAUACAAACCGGCCGUUUGCCGGUGAUCUAUGCACUCGAUCCAGCGCUACCUUUCUUCCGCUACGAGAAUUUCGAUGAACGCAUCGCCAUCACCGAUGCUGAUUAUAUUGAGGUGGUGCACACGAGUGUCGGCUCGUAUGGUUACGAUCGGCCGCUGGGUCAUGUGGACUACUAUGUGAAUUACGGCAGCGCGCAACCGGGCUGCUUUCUCAACGAGUGCAGCCACAUUCGCGCCUUUCAAAUAUUCGCCGAGUCAUUGCUGGCGAAGGAGGCGUUUCGCGCGCAGGGCUGUGAUGUUAAGCUAUGGCCGGAUAUGAUUAAGCAUAGAAGGUGUUUGAUGGGUACAGGUAAAGAAAUGCUGCUGGGUGGCGAUCCAGCGAAUGUGACGGCGUUACGCGGACGUGGUGGCGUAUUUUACUUGGCGACAAAUGCAGGGCCGCCUUAUGCGAAGGAUGUCACAUGAGAGAGAGAGCGCAAAAAGGAACGGUGUUUAUUUGCUUAAUGUACGCUUGAUAGA
This is a messenger RNA of Rhagoletis pomonella (apple maggot), 2076 nucleotides long. Its product is annotated as DEP domain-containing protein DDB_G0279099. Gene Ontology annotation, biological process: lipid metabolic process. Gene Ontology annotation, molecular function: lipase activity. NCBI's taxonomy places the organism in Eukaryota, Metazoa, Arthropoda, Insecta, Diptera, Tephritidae. The transcript is spliced from 2 exons. The record is from RefSeq and is a predicted model, not a curated record. The annotation marks the transcript as partial.